CCUUGCUUGCCUUAAUAGACAUAACAGUCAGUUGCUACAUUAGAAAAUGUAUCUCCAUACCUUGUUAACUGGUCUACGCAUAUUAGUAUAUGACAACGUCGGACCACCAGAGUACGCCUUCAUAAGAAAUGGGUUUUACGCAUAAUGCUACGGCUGCAUUCUCCGAGUUCCAAAGCAGAACUGGGCUUUUCGCGGAGAUGGCAACCGGAUGCGCGAGCAGUGAAGGUCACAAAUUCUAUGCGAUUCGACAAUCGUUCGAAGAUCGUACUUGGUUUACCGAAAUUGCAGAUACCCGCAUCAUUCGCUCCCCAUGGCGCGACUGCAAGCUCGCGUUUGUUCUCGGUGAGUUCCAGACCUUAUUUUAUCCCACUUCGCUAAUGGGUCAGAACUUUCCCGUGAUGGGAGGCUUUGAUGGUGUUCAGGUGCAAUGCCAAGUGCCAGCCUUUAGCAAGACACGAACCGCAACCGAUCCCUUUCGCCACACAUCCAUCGACCCUUCAGCUGAGACGCUGCGUUGGAAGAAUGGGUUUAGAGUCUUGUCUCACGUGUCAUUCCGUGGUACGACACGUUCUCAUGUUCGAUAGCCUUCAAUAUAGUUAGAACCCUAGAAUUUACUAGGCCAGUGGCCUGAAAAAAACGCUCUGCAAAAAGAAGACGCGGAAUGAAGAACUUCUCUAGGUCGAUGACACGAUAUAUGAAGUCAGCUACUACUUUUCCAUUAAUGCAAUGAUUGUGGAACGUUAGGCUCAGGACGA
Molecule: messenger RNA, 755 nt
Organism: Pseudovirgaria hyperparasitica
Lineage: Eukaryota; Fungi; Ascomycota; Dothideomycetes; Acrospermales; Acrospermaceae
Exons: 1
Coding region: 129-584 (151 amino acids)
Source: RefSeq, a predicted model, not a curated record